Molecule: messenger RNA, 9741 nt
Organism: Blepharisma stoltei
Lineage: Eukaryota; Ciliophora; Heterotrichea; Heterotrichida; Blepharismidae
Source: the annotation of a GenBank genome assembly
AUGAAUUUUCUAAUUGCUUUCCUUUUCUUAUGAUUUGUCAAAGGUUUAGAUCUUACCUGCAGCUCGCACAUUUGCCCAGAUAUCAUAGUAAUUUUUACAUAGAAAGGCAAUCGCCAGUGCAAUCCUGAAUGUAUGACGUCCUUUUGCAAUUAUGACACCAGUUUUCAAUUUAAUAGCUCACUGCAUAAAAAAAACUCAGACUGCUAUGAAAACUGCAUUUUCGAUGGCUGCGAUCCUCAAAAUCUAGGAAAUGGCAUAUGCGAUACUUCUUGUAACACUACAAGCUGUGGAUUUGACUGAGGCGAUUGCACUUGCUCCCCAGGAUGCUUUAAUUCUAUGCUCGGUGAUGGAAAUUGUGAUGAAGAAUGUGAUAACUGAAAUUGCGACCUUGAUAAUCAUGACUGUGGACAGUGCGCAGAUGGAUGUUUUCCAACUAUGCUAGGGAAUGGAAUAUGUGACUCUGCAUGCAAUAAUGAAGAUUGUUUAUUCGAUUAUAAAGAUUGUCAAUGUGCCGAAAAUUGCAAAUGGACAGAUUAUGGAUUAUGUCUACCAGAAUGCAUGAUAGCGAACUGCAAUUAUGACAAAAUAGAUCAAUAUCCUAAUAAUUGAUGUCAAAAUAAGUCAUUAGCUAUUUUUUCAUCUUAUCAGCAAAUUAUCCGUAAUGAUUUUUCAUAUGUUGUGAAUCUUGAAAACUGUUAUAAGGCUUCUAAUUAUACAUGCUCAAAAGAAAAAGCAUUAAAUUUUGUAAACUGUUAUCAAGAAUGCAAUAUUUUAGAAUGCAACUAUGCCAAUGGCAACUGCGAACAUUAUUCUGAUGCCUAUUGCCGGCGCUCUUAUAAGAAUUUUAGUGGCUGCCUCACAUGCAUAAAUAAUAAAUAUACAAUUGAGCUUAGCUGAAAAACAGUGCUUUGGAUGCCUUGGCUAGCCAAGCCCUUUUCCAUUUUUUGAAGCAUAAUCUGUCUCCUCAUUAAAAAUUCUUUCUACUAAUUAGUCUGCAUGAUGCGAUAUUUUUGAAUUCUUUCAAAAUUAAAAAAAAUCCAAAAAUAAUGACAAAGGCUUAUUUUAUGCUAAUUUUAUAUUCUUUCUUUAGAAUGAGCAAAAGCAUUCCUACCGAUUUACAAAUUAUAACUUCUCUAUGUUAAUAGAAUAAUGGUAAAUCGUGGCAUUCCUUAUGCUUACUAUAAUUUAAUAUAGUAAAUAAUAAAGUAAGAUAUUAAUAUUGUGUUUUACUGGUUUUAUUUAACUUGCUUGCUCAUUUGAGCUUUAAAUAAGUAGUGUGUGCAGCUUUUUUCGCACGAUAAUUAAUGAAAUUACUAUAUCUGGAAAUAAUCUCUUUUCAUAGCUGGCAUAGGAUCUAAUUUCCUUUCACUUAAAAUAUAAUUAUCUGACAAAAGUCACUAUCCAGCAUAUUAUUUAAUAUAAGAGCAUUAGAUAUUAUUUUACACAUUGUCUUCCCUUUACAUCAUAAAGAACAGUAGAGGAAUAAAUUUCGUGUUAGUUUAGUUAGCCAAGAUAUCUAAAGCACUGUUUUUGGACUAAGUUCAAUUUUAUAUCAAAUUAUUGCUUAUAAUUUUAAUCGAACUUGCACUAUCUUUAGCCAUUGAGAGUUAUAUACAGGAUUAUUUCCUGAUGGAUCAUUGACAAAAAUAAUUCCAAUUGAUACUUCAUCAGCAAAAAAUCCUCAUAUUUAUUUUGUGAAGCCAAGCACAAAUUCUGGCUGAUUAAGUGGUAAUGGCACUUAUUUUUCUCAAUUUUCAUCUCUAAGUUAUGCACUUGCAAACAUUUUUUACAAUUAUUCAAUAAUUUAUUUAUCUCAAAGCAAUUACUACACUGAACAACGGACUAUAGAAUUAAAAAAUGGGCUAAUGAACAGUAGAUAUUAUGACCCAAACUAUAUUUUUAGAAAUUUAACUUCAAGAAAUAUAAAAAUUAAAACUUUGGAAAAUUCCCCAAUUACUAUAAAAAGAGGAAAAGAUGAUAUUUCUUCGUCAGUAUUUUGAUUUCAAUUGGGAAAUAUUUCAAAUUUAGAAAUAAAUAAUGUCAUUUUUGAUUGGAAAAAUACAAUUUCCUCUUGUAAAAAUGAUGAUUACUGCGAUUAUUGCCCUGUUGUUACAUCAAGCUCAGAUUUAAGUCUUUAUUAUAACGAUAGAGGUGAAAAAAUUAAUGAUUUUUUAUCUGGCACUUGAUGUUCAAUAAAUAACGGUAAAUUUUUUUUCAAUAUUACAUCAAGCAAUUUGGUGCUAAACAACGUGGGUUUUAUUAAUUUUCGAACAGAUUUUAAUUCGAUUUUUUGGGUCGCAAAAAACAGCAAUAUGACUCUCAAUAAUGUCACGUUUGAUAAUGUUAAGGUUUAUAAUAGCGAUAAUUCUGCAAUUAUUGUAUGAAACAGCACAGGAACUCUACAAUUUAAUAAAGGCACUGUUAGUAGGGUCAAUAAUGGAUAUGAAAUAAAAGACUCAAUUCGUAUGAAAGGAUUUUUAAAUGUUAUUUUAGCGAAAUCAAUUGUUUUGAGAGACGUUAAUUUUAUGUAUAAUGUUGUGGAAGAACCGUUAUCAAUUGCAGCGAACCGAGGCGCAUUAGUAUUUCUUAAUUUAUUUCAGAUGCUAGUCAUUGAUUCUUGCACUUUCAUAUAUAACUAUUGCGAUUUUGGAAUAAUAAAUAUACAACAGCAAUACAAUGAUUUUAGCAAUCAAACAAAUGACUAUGGAGAAAUUAUUUACUCAACUCUGAAUCAUAUUUUUAUUGUGAGUUCAAAUUUUACAUCAAACUAUGGGAAAAUCUCAGGGGUAUUAUAUUCAUAUCAUAAAUAUGAAUCUCAAAAUUUGCUUAUUGAAAAUUCAUCAUUUACGCAUAAUGGAAUUGAAACUGGACCUUUAAUAUAUAUUGAAAGCAAUUAUAUUAACCAAAAAUAUUUAUCAGAUAUUAUUUUAAAUACAUCUUCUGCAAAUAACAAUAAUCUUGUUGGAGGAAAAUACUUACUCCCACUACCUGAGUGAAUAAAAAAAAUUUUUUCACUCACGGAGGGGGCUAAUUUUUUUUUUAAAAAAGUUUAUAUAUAAAUUUUAUAGAAAAAAGUUUUUUCGAAAUUUUAAAAAAUCCUAAUUUGUAAAAAAUUGGGAAGCAAAUAUUAAUUUAAUUUAUAAAAUUUAUGUCUUAAAACGCAAUUUGUUUAAAAUUAAACAGAAUAGCUCGAGAUUUCAUUAUACUAAUUAUCACUUAUAUAUCAAUUUUUUUUCAUAAUAAAAACAAUUUUCUAUUAAAAAAAAUUUUUGUUCACUCAUAGAGGGUGGGUUUUGGGCAAAAAAUAGGGAUUUUUUAAAGGUUUUGUUCACUCACGGAGGGGGGGAGUUAGCAAAAUGAGUAAAAAUUCAUAACUCGAGCUUUGUUGAAAAUUAUUCUGGUAGUAGUGGAAUCCUUGAAGUUACAAAAAUGAUUAAUAUAGAUUUAAAGGGUGUUUUUAUGGUUUCAAAUGGCUUAGCAUCAUCUGGGUCUAUGAAUGCUAACUCAAUAAUAUCAAAAUAUUAUAUUGAAAACCCAGAUAUGUAUAUAAAACUCAAUAUUACUGAUCCUCCAGAUUUAAAUUGCGAGUCUUUAUCAUCAAUAUCAGAUUCCAUAAACUUAAAUCUAGACAAAGUGAGCAUUCUAAAAAAUUAUUGUAAAAAUUCUUUACCAAGAAUUAUUAUAUCAAAUACAACAAAUUCAACAAUAAGCAUAUCAAAUUUUGAAAAUAAUAGCGGAUCAGGAUUCAAUGGGAUUUGUUUAACGAGUGAUAAAAGUUCUUCUAUGACUAUCAAAGAUUCGUUUUUUAUCUCAAAUCAGAAUAAUCAGCCCAGAAACCCAGGUGCGAUAUAUAGUCUUUCUGAUUUAUUGUUACAAAAUUGUACAUUUUUAAAUAAUAUUGCAGAUUGAGGUGGAGCUUUGUAUUUUGUAGGCCAGAAUCUUACCUCUUUCUGUUAGCGAGCAAAAAACUUGUUUAAAAAAUUUUUCAUCGAUUUUAAGAAUAUCUUAUAUGAAAAUUUUUUCAAGAAAAAAAUCUAUAGGGAAAACAUUGCUACUGAUUUUCCUAUUUCUUGGAAAAAUAAGUUAUUUUAAAUAUUAAGAAUUGAAAGUUUGGAUUCAGAAUAAUUUAAUCGAUGAAAUUUAAAUUUAAGAAUAAAAAAACCUAGAUAUAGUAGAAUUAUUAAGAGCCUUAAUUAUAAUAAUAAUUAACUAUAACCAAAGCCAAGAUCUAAACCGAAAGUAUAGGAAUAAAGAGAAGUCUAAUUUUCCUAAAAAUGAGGAUAUAAUAAGUUUGCUUCCUCAUGAAAAGGUGAUUUAGAAUUAUUUCUUCAUAUUUUGACUCAAACAGAUCACCUAAUUUGAAUGGAGCAGCUAUUUAUUAUUUUUUGUCUCUUUAUGAUAUCAAAAAUUCAUUAUUUUCUAUCACGAAUACAACUUUCACAAACAAUUCCUGCAAUCUCAAUGGAGGAGGGAUUUUUAUAUCCAAAAGUUCUUUAUCAGAACUGACAUUAGAGCUAGAAAUUGAUGGCUCUCAUUUUUAUAACAACAAAGCAUAUGCUGGCUCUUCACUUUUUAUAGACGGAAAUGUUCAGCUUUCUCCUAAUUCUUCAAUUAGCAACUGCGAAUUUAAAGAAAAUAAAGCAAGUUUCUCAGGCACUAUUUGAAUUUAUUAUACUUAUGGGAUAUUGGAAAUUAAUUCUUGCAGUUUUUUUGAAAACAAUGGGCUAUAUAGUUCAGGGUUAAAUAUAGCAAUAGGUGAAAACAGCUCUGAAAACAAUUCUAAAUUAACUUUAAAUUAUUGCGAUUUUCAAUUCAAUACGGGGAAUGUGACGAUAUCUCUGGAUGAUCAAAAUACAAACUCGACAUUAGAGAUAAAUUAUUGCCAAUUCGAAUAUAAUUAUGGAUCUGUAUUUUCACUUGAUAAUGGUUAUGCAACUGAUAAAAAUUCAAGGAUUCAACAUAAUUAUUCACCAAAUUCUGGAGGAGUUUUGAAUUUAAAAAAUUCUGCAAUUUUUGUAGCAGAAAAUGCAAUUUAUAUAAACUGCAGUAGCAGUCUUAACGGUGGAGUUGCUUCACUUACCUUGAAGUCUCAAUACUUUUGCUUUUCGUGCAAAUUUACAGAGAAUUCUGCAGAAUCUUCAGGAGGUGUUAUAUAUGCUGACUCAAAUGCUGAAUUUCAUAUAUACAGCUCAAUAAUAAAUAAAAACUCGUGCAAAAAUAGAGGGUCUGCUAUAUUUAUGGCAAGCGUAUUUGUUAAUUCAACUAUAGAUAAUUCUAACUCUCUGAUGCUCAAACAGUACUAAUGAGCAAAAAUAUUUUUUUAAAAAUAUUUUGUUUGCUUGAUUGUUUUUAGUUAAUUAAAGACAAUUGGUAUUUAUAGUUACAACUGUGGUUCCUUUAAUUAUUUUUCAUUUAUUAGCAAUAAACUUGCUCGUCCUUUAAGAGAGAGGGUAAGAUAUUUGAAAACUAUGCAUACGGUGAAGGGACUAUAGCUCUUUUAGGAUCAGCAAUUUUUAUCAAUUCCUCAGAAAUCUCUAAUAACUCAGUUAGCCAAAAAAAUCCAGGAAUUCAUCUAGAAAACUCAAUAGCUUUAAUUACGAAUACUUCCUUUUUUAAUCAAAAUGGAAAUGAAGGAUGCUCUAUUUUACUAAUUCCCUUAUUCUAAGCAUCUGAAUUAAUCUUAAUUUUUGCGAAAAUAUGAGAUAUUUUAUUUAUUUUUAAAAUUAUAUUUUGAAAUAAAUUAGAAAAUAGAGUAAUUUUCCUAUGGCGUACAAAAAAAGCAAAUCUGUUUAAAAUUUGACAAAAAACAGCCAAGGUUUUAAAAAAAAGCAAAACAAUAGCAAAGUAAAUUCAACUUUAACAAAAAUUUGAUAAAAAAAGCAAAAUAGCAAAAUUAUAACCACAUAUUAAUGAGAAGAAAGAUGUUUAGAUCUUAGUUUAAAUAUUUAAACAGAGCCAAUUAUCUUUUAUUAGAAAGCAGGUCACUUAAAAUUAGAAAAAAAAUUUCGAAUUUAAAUUUGGCAAAAUCAAUCUAAAUCUAACGCAAGAAUUUUGCUAAAAAUCCGAAAUUUGUCUAUUUUUUUACUAAUUAUGGUUUUUUAUAAAAGAUAAUUUUCUCCAAUAGGGGAGGAUAAGCUCCAGCUUUGCAAAGAUCAUAAAUUCAAGCUUUCAUGAUGGAUUUUCUAGCAGCUCUGGAACUGCUUUGCACGCAACCUCUAGCGUUCUCAAAAUUUUUUCAUCAACAUUUUUAAAUCUUUUUUCAAAUAGCUCAGGAGGCUCAAUUUAUUUGUAUGAAAGUAGCAAUCUUACUCUAAAAGAUUCAAUAUUUAUAAAUACAAGUUCAUCAAUCGACUCAUAUUCAAGCUUCGUCAACAUAACAAAUACAUCUUUUACAAAUUAUUCAAGUUCUUGUAUUUAUGGCUCUCGAAUAAAUUUAUCAUCUGAGUCAUCUUAUUUUUUAAACGGUUAUAGUGCUGUUGGAGCAGCAUUAUAUUGUUCGGAAUGCAAUAAUAUUUCUAUUAUUUCAUCUGAGUUUUCUAAUAAUGUCGCUCAAAAAGGUGGAGCAAUUUAUCUAGAAAAUCAAGCUGAUCAUCUUAAUUCUUCUCAAUGCAAUAUAAAUUCCUCUUCAUUUAUUUCAAAUAUGGCUGGGAAUGGAGGGGCUAUUUGGACAAAUAAUAUAAAUUUGAAUAUUUUUUCAUCAAGAUUUGAUAAAAAUUAUGCUGAAGAUUGGGAGACAAAAACGAUUCAAGAAAUAACUGAUGGUAUUGGAGGAGCUAUAAAAGUUAGUUGUGUGGAUUCAGAAAUUCCUUGCUACUUUGAUAUUUCCUGAAACAACUUUAGUAAUAAUUUGGCUGUUUAUAAAGGAGGAGCUAUUAGCUGGGAUAACUCAAAACCAAUAUUGGAAAAUAAUAAUUUUUGAAAUAAUUCAGCUCUAUAUGGAAAUGAUAUAGCCUCAUUUCCAGCUAUGAUGGUGUUCCUAAAUGGCACAAACCAAAGAGUUCUUCAAUAUCGGAGAAAUUUAGAUUUAAUUCUUAAUGAUAUUGCAUCUGGACAAAUAUAAUAAUAAAAUGGUUACAGUUAGAGUGCGCUUCUGAGAACUCCUCCUACUCAUAAUUUUUUAUUGUAGAUCUCAGUUUUGCUGAUGUGCCUUUACUAUAAUUCUAAACAUAACUUAUCACAUAUGAUAAGACAUCUGCCUUAGAGUUUUUACCGCUUGACGCUCAAGAGAAGAUGACCCUUAUAUAUAAGACAUACUGGAGCCCAGUUUAGAGCUAAUCAAUGAUACCAUGAAAUAUUCUGCUCUUCUUUUGACUGUAUGCUUAGAAUUGUCUUAACCUAUAUAAAAAUGUUGGAGAGAUGUCCGUGACGCCACUAGCUGAAGUUAAAGGGAGGGCUCAGCCUUUAUCCACGUUAAAAACGAAUUAAGUAAGCAAAAAAGUGAGAAUCUGGACAAAAUAAAAAUCCGCCAUUAACUUUUGCUUUGAUUGAUGAUAUUUCGCAAAUAAUUAUGGGUAUAUCCUGCAAAUAGCCCAAUAUGGGCUAGGGAUAGAGGCCAAAACUUCCCCAAAAAUGGAUUGGUCGAAUCAAGUGGAAGGAGGCUUAUUUGCCACUUUCUACUUGACUCGACUACCCCAUUUUGGCCGAACCAAUCUAGAAGUUUUCGUCUCUAUCCCUAGCCCUUAUCGGGCUAUUUGCAGGACAUGCCUAUACAACAGAUUGCUCGAGUCAGGCCCAGCUUCUAUCUUCAAGUGAUGAUUUAAUUAUUUCUGGGACAUCAAUUGCAAAUGCAGUUAACGGAAUAUUUCAUUUUAAUGAGUAUAUUAUUACAGCAAAACCAGGAUCUUCUCUUGAAAUGUCUGUUAUUUCUUCAGCGAUAGACGAUUCAAAAAUGAGUAAAUCUUCUUAUCCGAUACAAAUGUCAUCAAGAUUGCCUAUAUAUGUCAACUUGAGGCUGUGUGAGAUUGGUGAGGCUACUGUCGGUCUUGAGUGUGAAAGCUGCCUUGAAAAUUACUAUAAUAUUGAUAUUAAAAAUUCUAACACCUUUAGUAUCUCAAGCUAAUCGAUUAAAUUUAAGCUUCAUUCUAAAUAAUAAAAUUUAUUUUUUUUAUAUAGUUUUUGAUAUCAGAUAUUUAUAAAUCCUAAUCUUGGUGGAUAAGAAAAAAAAUUGGUUAUUUACAAAGGGAAUUGAGUAAGUGCUUAAGUUGCCCAUCUUCUGCAAAUUGCUAUGGAAACUAUACAAUAGCCCCGAAGCAUGGGUAUUGGAGGGACAAUAAAUUUACAGAUCAUUUUUGGAAAUGCCCAUACCCACCAGCUUGCUUAGGGUCUCCAGAUAUUUUAAACUUAUCCUUUACCGGAAAAUGUGCAAAAGGAUAUGAAAAUAACAUGUGCCACUCAUGUCAGGAAGGAUAUUCAAGAUUAUAUAAAAAUGAAUGCCAAGAAUGUCCUAGCAUUGUCAGUAAUGUUUUUAGGCUUUCCGGAAUUUUUAGUUUGCUUGUUUUUAUGGUGAUAGUUAUAAUAAAAACUUCAAGGAAAUCUGCUUUCGAGCAAGCAUCUUUGUCAUCUAUUUAUAUAAAAAUUUUUUGGAAUUAUUUGCAGAUCAUGAUCAUUAUAGCUACUUUUAGCUUAAAUUGGCCUUAUGAAGCAGUUCAAUUAUUUUAUAUUCAGACUUGCAUGGACUAUAUAGGAGCACAAUUAUUUUUUGUUGAUUGUUUUUUACAAAAAUUAUAUUCAAAAAGUGAUAUUUAUUAUUACAAAAUAUUGAUUACCAGCUUAACUCCAUUUUCUCUUGCGUUCAUUUGCCUGCUUUUAUGAUUAAUAAUUUAUGCAAUAAAAAGGAAGAAUCUAAGAGAGCUUAAAGACGAUUACCUUUCGACAUUUGCAGUAAUCUUAUUUUUAAUUCACCCAAGUAUUACUAAUACAAUGUUCAGUAUUUUUAGUUGCAAAGAAAUAAAUAGUGGAGAAUAUUGAUUAUAUGCAGACCUUGGAAUUAGAUGUUGGGACUAUAAUCAUUUGUUUUAUGUGCUUUUAUUCGCAUUGCCUACAAUAAAUAUUUGGGUAAUUGCAGUUCCUGCACUCUGUCUUAUAAAAUUAGUAAAAAAUAGAAACAAGUUAGAAGAUAUAUCAGUAAAAUUGAGAUUUGGAUUUUUAUUUAAUGGGUAUAACUCAAAGUAUUAUUAUUGGGAGUUCUUAAUCUUAUAUUGAAAAGUUAUUUUGAUUAUACUUUCAGUGUUUUUCUCAAAUCUUUCAACAAAUAUUCAAGCACUUACAGUAGCUCUAAUGCUUGCUAUAUUUCUCCACACUCAAGCUAAAAAUCACCCUUAUUGUGAAACUCAAAUCAAUAAAGUAGAAAUAUUUUCUAUAGCCUCUGCUCUUAUAACAAUUAUAGCUGGUCUCUUCUUUAUAACUGAUGAUUUAGAUUGUUUUGGGAAUAUUAUUUUACUUAUUCUUUUAUUGCUUUUUAACUUCCUAUUUAUCAUAUAUAUAUCAGGACUGCUUUUAAUGCAAAUUUCUAUAUUUAAAAAGUGCAUCAUGAUUUUAGCAAAAGUUUUGCACAUUGAUAAAGAUAAAAAAUAUCAGGUCAGAGAAGACUUAGAUUAUAGAAGUGUAAUUGAUCAAGAUCACAAGCUCAUGACAUCUAUGAACAUUUCAAGUGUUGGAUAUUUAUCUGAGUUAAGGGAUGGUGCAAUGGUUUCCAUGGAAUUAGAUCCUUUUGCUUCAGAGAACGAAUCAGUUCAUGGUUAA